AUGGCUUCCAGUUUGACUAUUCAUGACUUCGCCACCCUGUGCGUGUACAGUCUCAAAAGGCUUUACGAGCUGAACUGGUGGGGCGCCCUUGAAUACGUGGCUUGGGAGGCCCAUAGUCUCGACAUGAACCUCGAACCCCAACCGCAAAAACGGGCAGAGUUAGUGUCCGCACUGAGUCGUCUGGCCGUCCUUCUACACGAGUCCAAAUUCAAGUAUGCGUGGCAAAGAGAUCCGGAAAGAGUUGAGGACGACUGUCAUCGCUGCCUCAGCAUCUACACGGGAAUUCUGGUUCAGGAGGCUGAUAGAAGCUUCGACGCUGACGACUAUCGGGACUACGAGAUGAAGCUGAUACAUUGGGUCCAUGAACGCCGCGGUACCUGGGACACGGAGAAGAGAACACCACGUACCGAAUUAAUGGGCGUCCAAGAUCGUCUUAUCAAGUGUAACCUGAAGCGUCGGCAUCGGUUCAUCCACGCUCUGGUUCAUGCGAAGACAGACCAGAAGGAGCUUCAUCGGUCAUUAUCUGUCGAUAAGUCCCAUCCCCAGAUAAUCAAUUAUAUGCGGGCCCUAGGACGGGAUAAACCGUCACGGCAGAAACAGUAUAUGCACUGCACCGCGAAGCCAGAUGAUGAUGAAUCAGUACGGCCGCAAGAUUACCUGCCUCAGUGCUUCAAGUGCAGCCUUGAUGUGUCUUCACAGGCAUCCAAUUCCAUGGUGAAGAUGCAGCGUCUCAUAGAUUGCGCUUCUGGCAAGACUUGCAUUGUACCGAGCUGUAGGAAUUCCGAGGCCCUGUUCUUCACUAAAGAGGAUGACUGGCGUGGGCAUAUGAUGCGUGAACACCCGGCAUAUUUCGAGCCUCUUCACUCGGAAGGCUCUCACCGGCACGAAUCAACCCCUGCCGAUAGCGAAGAGCGCUUGGGUUCCUGUCCUCUAUGUGGCUGGCCAGAAGAGGGGAACGUUGAUCUAAACAUGCUCCUUCAACAUAUUGCUGUAGAACUUGAUUUUUUCGCGAUUGGGGCGCUACCUUGCACGUUUCUCGACUGGACUCCGGAUGCGCUGUUGGAAAAAGGCGAUGAGGAGACGAAGCCGCCCCCGGACAAGUGGAGCUUGAAAAACCUGCGGCUUGGCCGGCCAGUCGCCAAGCCGAGUGCAGAAAGUGAUCAGCUGUUGGCUGGGCUUGAGCUGAACUGGGCCUGA
Messenger RNA from Aspergillus homomorphus CBS 101889, 1197 nucleotides. RefSeq lists its product as uncharacterized. NCBI's taxonomy places the organism in Eukaryota, Fungi, Ascomycota, Eurotiomycetes, Eurotiales, Aspergillaceae. Bases 1 to 1197 code for a protein of 398 amino acids. The record is from RefSeq and is a predicted model, not a curated record. The transcript has 5 exons.